CGCCUCCUGGGCGCUGUGCAGCCGCGGCGCCUCGCGAAGCCGGCUCCCCGAGCCCCCGGGGCUUUGAGAGAGACCACCCCAAGGCAAGGGGAGCUGCGGCGGCGGAGCCAGGGGCUUGGAGGAGCAAGGCAUGUAUUUUCAGCUGCGCCUCAGAAGAGGAGAAUUCUGCCAUCACCAGAGAGGCAACAGCCCUCAAGUGUGACUACAGCUGACUAGCUUGGCAGAGGCCUGGGAGUCUCUGGGUCGAUAGCUUAGAAUAUGCUAAAAAGUCAGUGCUUUCCACGGGGAAUUGAAGGGCCAGCUGGUCCCCGUGACAGUGACCUGGAGCAAAGGAGUCAGAAGACAGUCGCAGAGAGCAAGAGGGACCUUCCAAGGGGCCGACUUGGACUGCGGAGGGCAGGCUCCUGCCACACAAUUGUCGCAGCCCUCUGAUGGAAUGCUGGAACUUGACAGGUGUCCAAGCACCUUCUGUGCUCUCCCUCCGGAAGAUGAGGACUCUGAACACCUCUACCAUGGACGGUGCCGGGCUGGUGGUGGAGAGGGACUUCUCCUUCCGCAUCCUCACAGCCUGUUUCCUGUCACUGCUCAUCCUGUCCACACUCCUGGGGAACACACUGGUCUGUGCCGCUGUCAUCAGGUUCCGACACCUGCGGUCCAAGGUGACCAACUUCUUCGUCAUCUCCUUGGCUGUGUCGGACCUCUUGGUGGCUGUCUUGGUCAUGCCCUGGAAAGCGGUGGCUGAGAUUGCUGGCUUCUGGCCCUUCGGGUCCUUCUGUAACAUCUGGGUGGCCUUUGACAUCAUGUGCUCCACUGCAUCCAUCCUCAAUCUCUGUGUGAUCAGCGUGGACAGGUACUGGGCCAUCUCUAGUCCCUUCCGAUAUGAGAGAAAGAUGACCCCCAAGGCAGCUUUCAUUCUCAUCAGCGUGGCAUGGACUUUGUCGGUCCUCAUCUCUUUCAUCCCAGUGCAGCUCAGCUGGCACAAGGCAAAACCCACAAGCCUCUCUGAUGGGAAUGUCACUUCCCUGGGCAAGACGACAAACAACUGUGAUUCCAGCUUGAGCAGAACCUAUGCCAUUUCAUCCUCUUUAAUAAGCUUUUAUAUCCCUGUGGCCAUCAUGAUUGUCACCUACACCAGGAUCUACAGGAUCGCCCAGAAACAAAUACGGCGCAUCUCGGCCUUGGAGAGGGCAGCAGUCCAUGCCAAGAAUUGCCAGACCACUGCAGGUAACGGAAACCCCGUGGAGUGUUCUCAGCCGGAGAGCUCCUUUAAGAUGUCCUUCAAAAGAGAGACUAAAGUUCUCAAGACUCUGUCCGUGAUCAUGGGGGUGUUUGUGUGCUGCUGGCUCCCCUUCUUCAUCUUGAACUGCAUGGUGCCCUUCUGUGGGUCUGGGGAGACCAAGCCCUUCUGCAUCGAUUCCAUUACUUUCGAUGUGUUUGUGUGGUUUGGGUGGGCUAAUUCCUCCUUGAACCCCAUCAUUUAUGCCUUUAAUGCUGAUUUUAGGAAGGCAUUUUCCACCCUCCUAGGAUGCUACAGGCUUUGCCCGACGACGAGCAAUGCCAUAGAGACAGUUAGUAUUAAUAACAAUGGGGCCGUGGUGUUUUCCAGCCAUCACGAGCCUCGAGGCUCCAUCUCCAAGGACUGCAAUCUGGUUUAUCUGAUCCCGCAUGCCGUGGGCUCCUCUGAGGACCUGAAGAAGGAGGAGGCAGGUGGGAUAGCCAAGCCCUUGGAGAAGCUGUCCCCAGCCCUGUCUGUUAUUUUGGACUAUGACACUGACGUCUCCCUAGAGAAGAUCCAGCCCAUCACACAAAACGGAUAGCACCCGACCUGAGCUCCGAGGGGAAUCCUGACAGACACGCUCAUCCCAAAAGCUAGAGGAGGGGCUCUCGGUGAAAAAACUAAAGUGUGGUGAGACUGAGACAUCAAAGGAGCCCUCCUCGGCUGCCUUCCCUCAACACACAACUAACUAUGUUCAAAAAUACAUUCCAGUGUGUUUUCUGUGUUGUCCGUAGUGAAUCAAAGGACACAUGUGAAAAGAACAUUCAUAAGAGACGUGUCUUUGGCUCCGAAAUUAUUUUUAGAAACGGAUUCAUAUCUUAGGACUUAAAAAAUAGGGCAAAGACUCAACAAAUGAGCAGCUUCACUUAAAAAUUAAACGUUUCCGGGAAGGAAAUGAGAAGGGUUGAGUUUGCUGUGUACAAACAGGUGCUAACCCUGGUCCAAGCAAAGUUUUCAGAGUGUAAAGGUAGGUGCAUGCCUUCGUCAAUUAUUCCUAAAACAUAAUUGAGCCUUACAGUAAGAACGGGAUUUUUUUUCCCCCCAGAAUUGAUGCUUUGUGGAUAUUGGUUUUAUUUAUUUAUUGCAUUAUAUGGAUAUUUUUAAUUUAUUAAAAUAAAUCUAUAUUUAUCAUAUUUAAUAGGUUAAACUAGUGAGUUGUCUGAGAUCUUACAAUUGCAUUUUCGUCCAUUUAGCUAGCACUUUAUAAGCCAAUGAAACAAACACACAGGCUUUCUGAGAUUCUAAAUGCUCAGGCAUCACUUCCAGAAACAGCAGAGCCUAAUAGAAAGUGAAGUUGUGAUGAUUCCUUAAAAUUCAUCGGCACAAAUAAAUACGAGGUGAGAAUUGACAAAUUCUGUGGUUAGUUUUUUUUCCUAAAAAGAUUUGGAAAGAUUUUAAAAAAGCAUAACUACUAUUGUGUUCAAGACUUUUAAAGUGGCAAAGACUUUUCCAGGAGGAUGAUUUGUAGUUCUGUAAAUAUCUGAAAUACAAGACAGCCUCAGAAGAAAGCAACUUGAAAUUUAUGAUCUUAGAUGGUAAUAAAAAGAAUAUGCCACUUUGUAUUUAUGUAAAAUAAUUAAUCCUCACCGUCUUUUCUCAUUUCCUGUGCCACAGAGCUUUUCUGAACCAAAUACAUGGCUGUCCUGGUUAGAUAUGUGUGGUGAAGACAGUGAGUUUCCUUAACGUUUGUGUCACAACAGUCUCACCAAUGGAUGGAGGUCCACUCCUGCAUCUCCAUCUUACGAAGUCAAAGCAGACCACUCAGUGGGGCUACUUUGUGUAGUUCUUUAAUCUGAACUUAGAACUGAUUUUUUUUUUAAAGUCUAAAUGUUAUUGGCAUAUUAACUAACAGACAGUGCCUCAUUAUCAUCCUCCAGUAAGACACUUCUGUUGGUGGAGGAAACAGGAGACCCCCUUCUCCCAGGGUGUGCUAAGCAACCCAGAGCCAUCAGCAUCUCUUUUGACAAACGCUAGCCCUCCUCUGUGCUUUGGCAUCAAGUUCCUGCGUCAUCAGCCGGACUGGACUGUAAAAACUAUCAUGAGUCUCCGUCACCAAGCGCUAAUUCAUGCGGGGCAUUUCAAGAUAAUUGUUUGGAAAUGUUUACAAAGUAUUCUUGUUGAUAAGCAAUUUACUUAACAUUUAGAUGAAAUUGGUGACAAGAAAGGUAUUUACUGAAAACGAUCUCCUGCAUCAGGUCUGUGUUAUUUAUGCAUUGUGAAUGUUUUCUUAAUUUUAUUGCCUGUAUGCUUUCUUACAUAUAAUAAAAUUAUUUUGUGAACUCAAAUCAA
Vicugna pacos (alpaca) is the source of this 3565-nucleotide messenger RNA. The record is from RefSeq and is a predicted model, not a curated record. Lineage: Eukaryota; Metazoa; Chordata; Mammalia; Artiodactyla; Camelidae.